AAAGCAUACAGUCAUCCACCAAGCUCACCACUGCAAUGCUUCUGUUUCACCUACAUAAAAGAGUUUUUGCCGCUCGCCAUUAAAACACGCUCGGACAAGAUCAGCUCAAGUGCUGAGCCGCCUGAGCAACAAAAUGUUAGACAGUUAAACUGAUUCACUGAUUGCCUGUUUUCUAUAUUUGCAGUAAUCUGAAUUUUCAAUCGUAAAAUCUGCAAUAUCAUUCGUCGAAGAAGAAAGGGAACAGCAAAUGGCUUCUCUUUUCCCAUUUCAAGACUUAGAUCUCCAGCUCGCACCAUCUACGCUCACUGGCAGCUUCUCCGGUGAGCGAAACGCCUCAUCCGAUAAGAUAGUUCCCAAGAUCGAACUAAAACUAGAGCCUUUCGACGAUAUCGCUCAGGCAGACCUGCAAUCCCCUGCAUCUUUCUCAAACCCUAGUCUCACAUCCAAUUCAUGGUCGAAUUCGGGCGUCAGCCCCUCCUCUCUUCCGCAGCCCGACCCGGAGUUCUCUCAAGUUUCAGAGGUUUUCCGCACUGCAUUAUCCAAGAGGAUGCGGCCGUACGGCGAUGUGGAGAUUAUUGAUGACCCGGAUUCGAGAGCCAUCGUGCCAGUGAAUACAGAAGAGCAGCUUUCAGAUAUGGUCAUUGAAAGGAGGAAGUAUUCACAGCGUUCUUCCGAGCUAGUCAGGGUUUCUGAUCUUAACACAGAGGACGAGAUGUAUUUCCGGAGUGUUGUUCGCCGGACCCGCAUGCUAUAUGAUUCCAUAAGGGUUCUUUCACUAUUGGAGGAUGAGAGGAACCAGGUAGGUUUUCCUUUCAGAAAAACUAGAGGGGACUUGAAGGCCGCACAGGUAUUGAGAGAGAGGGGACUCUGGCUGAAUCGAGAUAAGCGAAUCGUGGGGUCCAUCCCUGGGGUGUAUAUUGGAGAUGUCUUCUUUUUUCGAAUGGAAUUGUGCGUUGUUGGGUUGCAUGGUCAGGUCCAGGCUGGCAUUGAUUAUCUUCCUGCAAAUCACAGCUCAAAUGGAGAGCCAAUUGCAACAAGUGUGAUUGUCUCUGGGGGAUACGAGGAUGAUAUGGAUUCAGGGGAUGUGAUAAUCUAUACGGGACAAGGUGGGCAGGACAAGCACGCACGCCAAUGUGUUAACCAAAAGCUUGGAGGUGGGAAUUUGGCAUUGGAGAGGAGCAUGUGUUAUGAGAUUGAGAUCAGGGUAAUCCGUGGCUUAAAAUAUGAGGGUAGUGCUAGUGGAAAAGUCUAUGUGUAUGAUGGAUUAUAUAAAAUUGUUGACUAUUGGGAAGAUAUAGGAAAGUCUGGUUUUGGAGUGCUCAAGUAUAAGUUGGUAAGGAUUGAGGGUCAACCGGAAAUGGGAAGUUCUAUUCUGAAAUUUGCAGAGACCCUUAGGGUCCAACCAUUGGUUGCAAGGCCUAGAGGCUACCUCAGUCUUGAUAUAUCACACAAGAAAGAGACUGUGCCGGUUUUUCUGUACAAUGACAUAGAUGCAGAUCAAGAACCUAUUUAUUAUGAUUAUUUGAUGAAGACCAUAUUCCCACCACAUGUCUUCCAGCAAGCUGGAACUUGUGCUGGGUGUGAUUGUGUCAAUGGAUGUUUUGGUAAUUGUUCAUGUGCGCUGAGAAAUGGUGGUGACUUUGCAUAUGACCACCAUGGUAUCUUGUUGAGGGGGAAACCAUUGAUAUUUGAAUGCGGGCCACAUUGCAAGUGUCCUGUUACGUGUCGGAAUAGAGUGAGUCAAAAGGGUGUGAAGAACAGAUUCGAAGUGUUCCGUUCAACAGAGACAGGGUGGGGGGUUAGGUCACUUGACCUUAUCCAAGCAGGUUCUUUUAUCUGUGAAUAUGCAGGAAUUGUCCUCACAAAGGAGCAAGAACAGAUUUUCAAAAUGAGCGGCGAUAACUUAAUAUAUCCUCGUCGUUUUUCAGAGAGAUGGGUGGAAUGGGGGGAUCUAAGUCAAGUAUUUUCCGACUAUGUAUGCCCGUCAUCUCCUUCAAUUCCACCUUUGGAUUUUGCAAUGGAUGUAUCAAAAAUGAGGAAUCUUGCUUGUUAUAUCAGCCACAGUUCCAGUCCUAAUGUUUUUGUUCAACCAGUGCUGUAUGAUCAUAAUUUUGUCUGUUUCCCCCGCCUUAUGCUCUUUUCUAUGGAGAAUAUUCCUCCCUUACAGGAACUUAGCCUUGACUAUGGUGUAUCAUCUGAUGAUUCGGAGAAGCUUGCCAUCUGUGACUGAUUAAUUUAGGAGUGUAGUUCCAGUUUUGAUUGUGGUUUGCAAUGACUUGAUUGGCUUAUGGUGUACUAAGAAUAUAGCUUGCCAUAAUAGCUGCUGCAAAUGUAUACCAUCCCAUGUCAGACUGUAAAUCCCUGCUGCCUCCUGUAUGUAGUUGUUCUUGCACUGUUACCGAUCGAUAUUGAAGAAUUAGCCGCUUGUUCAAUUAUUUACCAUUAAAUUGCAUUAUGCUCCGUAUUAUGUACAUGUUGUGUAAUUUCUGUGUUCUUAGUUAGAGGAGUACAUUCCAAACUCCAUAAAAAGAAAUCCCAUGUUUUGGUGUUCAGUUGUAUGUUUUGGAGGGAAAGGACCUUUAUUUUUUACCUUUUUGUACAAACCGAAAAUAUGAAAUUGGAUACUUUUAAAUUCU
Molecule: messenger RNA, 2636 nt
Organism: Cuscuta europaea
Lineage: Eukaryota; Viridiplantae; Streptophyta; Magnoliopsida; Solanales; Convolvulaceae
Source: the annotation of a GenBank genome assembly